This is a messenger RNA of Hibiscus syriacus, 2076 nucleotides long. RefSeq names its product arabinosyltransferase XEG113-like. The coding region runs from base 137 to 2023 and encodes 628 amino acids. The record is from RefSeq and is a predicted model, not a curated record. NCBI's taxonomy places the organism in Eukaryota, Viridiplantae, Streptophyta, Magnoliopsida, Malvales, Malvaceae. Gene Ontology annotation, molecular function: arabinosyltransferase activity. The transcript has 14 exons. Gene Ontology annotation, biological process: cell wall pectin biosynthetic process. Gene Ontology annotation, cellular component: Golgi apparatus.
CUUAAAAACAUACCCAGAAGACUGAUGUACUAUUCACAAACAAAUCAAAUCGCAUUCGCAUUCUGAACUGUUCCAAGCCGAAGAGAUCAAGAAAAACGAUAAUCGUUUGAUAUUGGUUAAGCAAUUAGGAUCAAAUAUGGGAGGAUGGAGGAACGCUGUUCAAGAAGCUGUUGGGUCCAAACCCCUCUUUCUGACCAUAUACGCCGCCGUUUUAGUGGGGAUAGUGGUGUCUUCGUUUUUCGUUUUUUCCGCUAUUUACUCUCCAGUCGAUUCCACCACUCGCUCUAUCUCUUCCUCUUGGCUUCCCACCUCUCCUCUCUCCCAAAAUGUGAUUUCUCUUUCCAGCAACAUUUCUCAACCAUCACAGUCUAAGAGCAACAAGUUAAGACCUAUUUGGGAGGUCCCGCCACGUACUUCGAAAAUGCCUCGUUUAAAGUCCUUUAGACUAACUAAAGAACUGGUCAGACAAAGGGCAAAAGAUAAUGUCAUCAUAGUCACCUUUGGUAACUUUGCUUUUAUGGAUUUCAUCCUGACUUGGGUUAAACACUUGACGGAUCUUGGUGUUUCUAAUCUUCUUGUUGGUACUAUGGACACCAAACUACUGAAGGCUUUGUAUUGGAAAGGUAUCCCAGUCUUUGAUAUGGGCAGCCAUAUGAGCACAGAUGAUGUAGGCUGGGGUAGUCCUACAUUUCAUAAAAUGGGGAGAGAGAAAGUCUUGCUUAUAAAUGCUAUACUUCCUUUUGGCGUUGAGCUAUUGAUGUGCGAUACAGACAUGGCGUGGCUGAAGGAUCCACUUCCAUAUCUUGCUCGGUACCCAGACGCAGACGUCUUAACUUCAAGUGACCAAGUUGUGCCAACAGUUGUUGACGAUAGAUUGGCUGACUGGAAACUUGUUGGCGCUGCCUACAAUAUAGGAAUUUUCCACUGGCGUCCAACUGAGCCUGCAAUAAAACUGGCGAAAGAGUGGAAAGAUAUGCUUUUAGCUGAUGAUAAGAUAUGGGAUCAGAAUGGAUUUAAUGACCUUGUACAUAAGCAGACAGGGCCAGCUGUUGAUGAUGAGAGUGGACUUUUCUAUGCUUACGAUGGGAAUCUCAAGCUGGGAAUUCUGCCAGAAAGUAUAUUUUGUAGUGGACACACUUAUUUUGUUCAGGCUAUGUAUCAGCAAUUUAGGCUGGAGCCUUAUGCAGUGCACACUACAUUCCAGUAUGCUGGUACUGAAGGGAAGCGUCAUCGACUGCGUGAAUCCAUGGUUUUCUAUGAUCCACCAGAAUACUAUGAUGCUCCUGGAGGAUUCUUGUCGUUUAAACCUUCUAUUCCUAAGAGAUUGUUACUGGAUGGGGAGCAUAAUCUUGAAUCACACUUCUCUCUUAUUAAUUACCAAAUCAAACAAAUAAGGUCAGCACUUGCUAUCGCUUCCGUCUUGAACCGUACACUGGUUAUGCCUCCACUAUGGUGCAGGUUGGAUAGGCUGUGGUUUCCACAUCCUGGAACUCUGGUGGGGUCAAUGACUAGACAACCCUUUCUCUGCCCUUUGGACCAUGUUUUUGAGGUGAAUGUAAUGUUGCAAGAUCUUCCAGUGGAGGAGUUUGGUCCUGCAGUAAACAUAAGAGAAUACUCUCUUUUCAGCAAUCCAUUAUUACCUCAACAGGUAAAAGAGUCGUGGCUUGAUGUUCAGCUCUGUAAAGAAGGAAGUAAAGAUUGCCAUGCAUCAAGCAACGCAAGUCAACCGGGUCUUUUAAGAUUUCCUAAACACAGUAGUGAAGAAACCUUUGAGACGGUGUUCUCUUCGUUCAAGGAUGUUAAAGUCAUUCAAUUCUCUUCUAUGCAAGAUGCUUUUCUUGGUUUCACUGACAAGGCGAGAGAGGAGAAAUUCAGGAAUCGUGUCAAGCGGUAUGUAGGUAUAUGGUGCUGUGUAGACUACCACAUUCCGGGACACAUAUACUAUGACAUGUAUUGGGACGAAAAACCAGGUUGGAAACCUGUUCCACCUCAAAAACCUGAGGAUGAUCAUCCGCCUUUGUGAAGCCCUUCCUUCACACCCUUCACCAAAAUGUUGCCGAGCUUCGGUCUCGGGAA